UCAGCCCCUCUAACAGCAGUCCUCCUGAAUUUCCCCCACCGCGACCUAUGCCUAGACAUCCCUGGCAGCGAUCGGCCAGUUGCCGCGAGUUGUACGCUUCUAGCUUCGAGGAUUCAGGGAAAGCGCGAUCGAAGGACGACAAACCUUCCGAUGAUCCUAUAUUGGAACCUUUCCGUUUGCCCUCCCAGGGAGAGCUAGACAAUCCCGUGACGCGGUACGAUGAAAGUAAUCGAUCGUACAGCGCGGCUAGCUCGAAGUUACCCUCUCUCGAUCACGACUCGGUACCCGAGCGUGUCUAUAGUAGCUCCUACCCGGGAACUUCGUCGCUCUCCACUGAAUCUGGCCACGAGGAAUCUGGUCCUGCGGGAGAUCUCUCUCACGACGAUCUUUCGCACGAUUCCUACGAACUUUUGGAACGCGAGCACGAAUUUGAAUAUCCGGAAUCGUAUUCGAGUCCGCGGGACGACGACGACGAGAACGAGCCAAUGUCCGAUAGGAGCGACGAAGGAAUCGAGCACGAGAUGUUCCAAAUGGAUUCCGAGACCGAUUCCUUCGUGAAACACCGAUCGAUCAAAUCCACGGAUAGACAACAAUUCAAAUCUGUGCUCGCGGACCUCAAGAACGCUAGAACAAAGUCUAUCGAUCGGUACUCAGCCGUGACCGCGAAACCAGACAGUGACUAUAUCACCGUUGAGUCUCGAAUACAACGAUCUAGCACUCAAAUCGAACGAAAAUUCGAGACACGACACGCUAAUUCGAUAGAGCAACAACAGCAACAACAACAAUCUAAACAUUCUCUUCCGCAUCAGGACUCUGGGAGAAAAGAUCCUGUCGUGUUGCAAGUGCAAAAACAAAAAAUGUCUGUGUUGAACGAGUUGAAAAACUUGAAGCCAAAGUAUAAGAUCACUCACGUAGAUUCGGAGAUUUUACGGGAUGAGGGUAUUAUGCGUCCAAAAUCUCGGAUAGAUGAUGAUUUGAGUCCAGUAGAUUCGACCAAUAGAACGAUCAUAGAUCAAAGAGCUAGGACAGUCAGAGCACGCAGUAUUGCCAGUUUGGAAGACCAUAUAUCACGCGCAUACGUAGAAACGGGUAGUUUAGGUCGGGGUUACAAAGGUGCUGGUGCAGGUAGUGUUAGUAGCGGUGGUGGUGGUGGUGACAGUGGUGGUAGGGAUCGAAAAUCGAAUCGCGAAAGCGAGACGAAGCUCGAGAAAACGUUGACAAAGUUGCAAGACAAAGAGAGGAGAAGCGUGGACCGAGAAGAGAGAAAACGUGUCGAAAGGGAUUAUUCCAGGGAGUAUUCGAGUAAGAAGGCAGAAAGAAGCGAGUUGAGAGAACGUCGAUCGGUCGAGCGAUUGGAUUCGCGAGAUCGAAAAUCGGACAUGCACGGUCGUCGUAGCGUUGAUCGAAUAGACGCAAGAGAAUUACGAAGAAGCAUCGAGAGGCUGGACGUUCGAGAGAGAAGUUACGAACGGCUGGAUUCGAAGGAGAAGUCCUUCCGUCACGGUGAUCCUUACGUGUUACGCGGGAAGAGCGUCGAGCGAUUAGAUUGUCAGGAACUUCGAGGUAGCACGGAGUAUCUAAACAGAAGUCCGAAAGAAAAGACGGGUCAUCGGUAUUCCGAAUCGAGGGAACGUCGAGAGAGAAGCGUGGAACGGUUAGAUUCAAAGGAGAAGAGGAGAAGUCCGGGAAGUCGAAGUAAUACGGUCGAUUACAACCAGAGGCAUACGUUGGAACGUUUUGAUUCUGGAAACAAAAGCCCGCUCGAACGACUCAGUGCUGGCAGGGAACAUCGUGGAAAAAGCGUCGAGAGAUUGGACUCGCAGGAGAAGCCGACAUUUGAUUUCGAUCCCAUUACGAUCGAAAGAUUGAAGUCUUUGGAGAGGUGCAACAACGUUUCGAAAGACAAAGGAUACGAUAGAAAAGCGGAGCGAAAGAGCUUCGAAAAGUUGGAUUCGCGCGAACGAAGGCACCCAGAUCGACUAGAUUCGCGCGAGCGAAAGCAAUUGGAUAGGUUUGACUCGAGAGCAGGAGGAGGGGGAGGAGGAGGAGGAGGAAGAAGUUUCGAGUGCAUCGAACAGGUCUACGAUUGGAGGAGAAACAGCAUAGAGAGGAUCGAGUACAAGGAAUCGAGGAAAAGUAAGGGACGAACAGAAAGGGGAAAGUCCGAGGAGAAACCGCGUGAAAGGGACGACUGGAGAAGCUUGGAGAAAGCGCGAAAGGACGAGGAGAAGCGCGAGCGAGAACGACAAGCGAGGCUCUCGAUAGAGUCGAGGACGGACACGGUGAUCGGUGUGCCGAUGGAAAUGGAAAAUUUUAAAUCAAAGACCAUGUUUACGGAGUACGAACCGAAGAUCGUGGGAGGUGUGGUGCUGGGUUUCGACGACACGAUACCGGGCCAUACACCGGUCGAACGUACCAAGAGCGAUCCGAAUCCGGCACGGCAGAGGUUAGGCUCGAACAGUAAACGGCACAUACUGAUGCAUCAGAAAUCCAUCGACUUAACGCCAGCUGAUUCGGGAGACGAAGAUCCGUUCUCGGACAGUGCGGCUAUGCAAAAGGCGAACAUCGAAAUACCUUACAUGUUACACAAACGACACGUCAUGAAUGGUACCGCAUCUGACGAGAAGUCCGAGUCGGAUAGCGGCAAAACCAUUUCGAAAAAGGCCGGUGCCGUUCGAGAUCUUCCCAAGUUGCCUUUGAAAAUGAUCACGGACAUUUCUUGUUUCGAUCUGUCUAAGCUGUCCUCGAUAGACAAGCCUAGUAGCAAGCUCUCGCCUGACAAGCCAAAGAGCAUUUCGAUCACGCCCAUGCGACCUAAAUCGAUACUCUCAAGCCCGUCCGAUAAACCGAAAAGUAUCUUGAGUCCUACGUCGAAGUUAUCACCUACCGACGCGAAAAACGUAGUUUGCAGUUUCUCUCCAACGAAUAGAAGUCCAUCCAAGGCAGGUUCGAAGGCUCCGUCACCCGAUAAACAGCCGUUCAGAUCCGCGUCGUUCGAUAAAAACCGAACGGAAAUCGUGAUCGAGGAUCGAACGGGUAUUAAAUCGUCCAGUCUCGACAAGAAAACAUCGAAAUUAUCACCGAUCGAACCGAAUGUCACCAUAUUAUCGUCGAUCGAGAAACGCUCGCCCAAGAUGUCUCCCACAGAUCCUAAUGUAACAAUAGUUUCUGUGAUACAAAAAAGGAGGACAUCACCCUCGGAGUCAUCCAAGAGCCUCGCAAGCGCGCAACGGUCGCUCGAUUCGAAGGUGAAGCCUUUGAAUUUUGCCGACGUGGUUGGAAUGGAAAUGAAGAUGAAACUCGAGCGUAAGGCCAAGUCCGAAAUGGAAAAAGACAGUCUGAAAACGCCGGAUGAUAGCUUGGAGAAGCAAGACAGUAUAGAAAAAAUACCAUUGCCGGAAAUUCCUAAACCGGUUGCGACCGGGAUAGAAGACGAAAGAUUCGGCUCCGAUAAGGUAGAAAAAGUUUCGCCCAUAGACGACUCCUCCCGAAAAACGUUCGAAGGUGAAAUCGUUGACGUAGAUGGCAAGCAAAUUAAAGAUGAGAAACAAACUGAACAGUUGGAACCGCAGUCGCAGGAAAAGAAGUUGGAGCAAGUAAUGGAUGUGCAAUUAGAACAAAAAGACAAGGAGAAGGUGAAGAGGGAAGAGAAGGAAUCUUUACCUUCGGCUACUACCGUUGAUGUAAUCUCGGAGAAACCGAAAGUUCCGGAAAAACCAAAGACAUUGGAGAAACCGAGCAUACCGGAAAAAACGAAACGCAUCUUGGAGAAGAUAGAGUCAAAGUUUUCCGAAGCUAGAAUCGCUAAACCGAAGAUCAUCGAUACCGGAUUCGACGAUUUCGUGGAACCUGUCGCAGAUCUGCCUUUGGACGAAGUGCCUGUGAAGCCCGCGUUAGAACUGGACAGCCUUAAAGUUCCUGAAUUCGUUCCUUUCAUGUCGAGGCCACACGGCGAACCUCUGCGCUCGAAAUCGUUAUCGCUAGCCGAAGAGAAAGCACCGAUCGAUACUUUGCUCUCGCCGGAAGUCGAGAACAAACACUUUGUUCCGGAUGUGUCGCCGAAAAGGGCGAAGAGAGCGAAACCAGAGCCAAAGAAGGAUUUCAAGAAACAAUCCAAGUCGCUCGAGGGAGACAAGCCUCCUUUGAAGAAAGCGACCUCGAAGGAGUCCCGCGUAACCACGCCCAGCUCAAAGAUCGACAAGUCCAAAUUGAAGUUGGGAGAGAUGCCUCAGGAAAUCAUCAUAAUCGACUCGACCGACGUAGCACCAGAGGUGAGCAUCGUUCAGAAAGGUAGAUCCAAGUCUAUCACUCGGUUGCCCGAGAAGGCAUAUUCCGCGUCAAAGGAGGAGAAGGAGGAGAGCAAAGGUGGUACUCGAGCGAAAUCCGCCUCGGUCGACGACGAUUUGAUCAAAGUUACCGCGGCAUCCGGCGUGAAAUCCGAAAAAACGAGACCAAAGUCGUUAGGUAUUUCAAAGAGUCUGAGUAGCAGCGCCGAAAGAAAGGAUUCCGCGGAGAAAAUAUCGCCAAAGAGAACGAUCGUUGAACGUUCGAAAAGUGGCACCAAGUCCGAGACUAAAUCGACGGAAUUGAAAUCGCCUACAUCGAUGAAAGAAACAGUGGUGUCGAAGUUGCAGCAGGAAUCUAGAGCGUUGCGUGCGAAAAUCGAUUUGAAAGCGGAAACCGAUAUCGAGGAGCCGAGGGCCGAUACCGAUUUCGACGCACGAGAGCGCGAGACUAUGGACGCGUCCAGACCUGUAGAAGAUCGCGCCACGGAGAAAAAGAGCUCGUAUCCACAGGAUUUGACGCAAUCGCCGGUAAUAUUGCGAAAGCUGGGACAAACGCCCGUUCUAUUUGCCCGUGCGCGUCUCGGUCUAUCGGAGGGAAGCGGAAUCGGUGCAUUGCAAAGGCAGGGCGCAACGCAGUCUCCGACCUCUCAAAGGCGAGCCAAGUCGUUGGACGCUCCGGUGAUAGCGGUGCACAAACUUCCACCGGCGACCGCGUUUUCCAGCAAGGACGACACCGUCGACGUGUCGGAGAAUCCUGACGAGGAAAAGGCUGACGAGGACGUGCCGACAGAGGCGGUUGUUCCAUAUGGCAGCGGUGCCGUCUCCACCACUGGCCCGCCAAUGAAACCGCAAUCCAUUCAGAUCGAGGCAUCGCCCAACCACAGGUCCGACAGUACCGAUCACACCACCAUACCAGAGAUCUUUACCGAUUCCCUGUCUGUUACUGAAACUUCUGCGCAAUAUCUCGAAUCGCCGUUGACAGAAAGCAACGAGAUCAUACCAAGCGCGGAUUUAAUUCCAUACGAGAGAGACGUGCUGCGAUUAGACGCGAACGGUAAAGAUCAAAAGACGAUGUUGGAAUCGGUUAAGGUGGACGAGAAAACGAAAUUUAUCGAUCAGAGUUCCGUGGAGUCUGGCACCGAACAGGAAGUGGUCGCGUUCGAUAAAGCUGUUAGAGCGGAAAAAAUCGAUCUACUCAGCGUCUCAAAAACCAUCGAGGGUUCUGUUCCGCGACCAUGCGACCAAACAGCGACCGAAGCUGUGUCGCUGACGAAGGAGAAACUGUACGAACGUUCGAUGAUCGUCGACGAAUCUACUGGAAAAAUUGCCGAGGCCGAGAUUUCCACGACAGUGUCAAUCGAAAUCGAGGACGAAGAAAGGCGGCAGGCAAUCAAGCUCGCCAAGGAUUCGAAGAAAGCGACGGAGAGGGACGAUCUUCCCGACGUAACGGUGACUACCGUAACUGUUACGCGAGAAGACGCUGGACCGACCGCCUUUCUCAGAUCGACGACAACGAUCGACUUCGACGACGGGCAAGACAUGGUAAAGUCGCCGAUUCAGAUCUCUAUCGAGGAAUGUUCCGAUGAUGACACCGGUGGUGAUGCCGAGGAAGAUGAUGCAGAGGAGGACGAGGAGGAGAUAGCCCAUAGCGAAGACGAGCGGGAAGCGCAAGAGCAGGAAGGCGAUGAGAAUCGGCCGUUGGAUUCCGCGGAUACGAGCGAAGAUACGCUCGACGCUUUAGAUACCCAGGUUCACAUGAGAGGUAUCGACAGCGAAUUGAGCUCACCGGAUUAUGGAGUCGACAAAAUGGACGAGAAGACCCUAGUGGAAGUAGAGUUGACGCCUGAGUAUUUAGAAAUGAAAAGAGAGGACGAGGACGGUGAACUAGCCGAGGAACUGCCAAAAGACGAGGAGAUCGUCGAAGAAAUGAUGAAAGAGUUACCCGAGGAUGUUCCGAGCGCGAAUCGUUUGACGAUCGACAAGAAGCUUAGGUUGAGUAGCGAACGUUCGAGAAGCGAGGAAACCAGUACGUGGACGCCGGACCGCGAAGACCCAGAAUCCAGCUCCUGCUCUAUAGCUCGACCGCUGGGUAUUGGCCAGAUCCAGCCGAUAGUGGAUCGCCGGGAAAUCGUCGCAAUGAUGAAAGACACGCGUGGGCCUGGUUCCUUGGAGGAGGAGAACAGCAGCGGCUCCCAAUCGGGACUUAGACACGAUUUGAAUUCGACUUGGAAGUCCUUUCCCCUGGAAAGCUCUGGAAGUUCGAGCAACGACGAGGGUUGGACAGGUCAAGACGAGAACAAUGCCGUUCAGUCUCAGUCCGAGGAUAGCAACGGACAGAAUGAGGACAGUUUUCAAGAGGAUCUUGCCGAUUUUCCUGGCAGUUUCAUUUAUCCGAUAGGUCCGGAUAUUUUAACCAGUUGUGGCACGUUUGCGCUCACACGUACGUUAUCUAGGAUUUCCGAGAGAUCCACUACAUCGGAACAGGAUAAAAGCGAUUUGGAGGACUCGUUCAAGCCUAGUUCAAGGUCACCCAGUUUGGACGACGAGUCACUGAUAUCGAGCGAUCAUCAACUUUCUCUGUCUUCUGAUCCACCAUCCGGUACGCCUCUUCCCUCGAUUUCCGAUGAUCGGCGCACAUCGUCCGAAUUGCCUGAUAUUCCUAUAGACGUGGUAAGCGAGCAAGAGGAGGAGGCGAAAUCGCCGAAAUCGGGUGGGAAGCCGAAGCUGCAGGAACAAAGCUCGGAGGAUUGGCCAUCUCCGCCUAGUUCGCCUGUGUUCGAUCCUCCUGUAGUCAGCCACGUCGAAACCUUUUAUAUGGAGAUCAAGCCUGAGGAGGCGGUCAAGGUAACGGUAACCGACAGCACCGAAACACCGGGUCAAGUGGAACACGACAGCGAUUCUAGCGAUGAGAAUCGAACACUGCACGACGAUUUGCAUUCCACGUUUUUCGAGGACGGUCACAGCUCGACCUCUGCAACCACCGUUGACGGUACUGUAAAGAUAGCCGUUAAACCAAAGUCGAACUCUCACGUGACGGGUUCUUCGCACAGCGAAGACACCUCGAUGGGAUUGUCGACGUCGGAGUGGUCGAGUUCGAAUAACACCGUGCGCCAAUUUUGCCAAUAUUCUGGUACCAAAUCCGACGACAACUCUCUGGCGGAACUCGGAGCCUCGAUCUCGGACUGGUCGGGUAGCACGACCGUCAUUCCUCAGCAGCACUACUCCUCAUUGACGCCGGUUGAGAAAAGUCAAAGCGACACAACUACAUCCGAUAAAAGCGUGACUAGCAUGAGGCCGAAUUCCAAGUGCAGAACGGCCGAUGGUCCUCCGCUUAUUGGUCCACCCUCGCCACCGUUGCCGCCACCGCCGACUACGCCUCCACUAACACCGUCUCAUUCCGUAUCCGUAUCCGUUUCCGUUUCCGUAUCUGGGAACAUGGAUCGACGUUCGCCGUUCGACGAGCAUCUGGCGAUGUGCCUUCCGUUGGACGGCGAACGAUCAUCAUCGAUCGGUCGAACGAUCAGGAACGAGCAGUCGAACGAAGCGAAAAGAUUCAUCGAUAAUCAAUUCGAUGACCAUCGACUGGUGUCGCGUCACGACGACGACGAACGGCAAGGUUCCGUACAAUCGACGUAUAUCUCGCCACCUCGAAUAACUCUCCAAAACGAGUUCGACGAGACUAUCGACGACGAGUUUCGACUAAUGUCGGACGAUGGUGAUGCGCCGCUUCCGAUCCUCGAAGAGGAGGAAGAGCUCGACGACCAGGAGGUUGCGUCAGGGAGGCAACAGAUGGGAGACGAUCGUUUGUAUGACAACGUUCCCGCUAUGAAAUAUUCGGGCGGCGAUCAAAUCCGAAUGGAAGUUGGUCGAGGGGACAACGCCGAGGAUAUGCACGAAAAAUACGCAGAUUUGGCGCUCGGUUCCAGACCGGCGGACGACGAUUGGUCGUUCGAAGAGGAAAGAGAGGAGACCGUCAUCCAGAAGGAAAAGGUCCGCAGCAGGUCAACUCCCAAAUUCGAACGAGGUUUCUCCGAACCCAUGGAAACUGGCAGGUAUCAUGAAACUAGAUCGACCGAGCGACCCGUACUCGUUCCCAUCAGAGCGAAGUCGACUCCGUAUUAUUCGACAACGAGUCUGAGCGGCGAGUCGACCACCUCUAGUCCUCCGAUGCAGAUCAGGACGCAGAUUCGGACGAAAACGAUGCCUUACUCGUCCAGCAAAAGUCCCCAGAGCGAGGGUGAUACGUCUUCGAGCAUGGACAGUCCCGUUCACACGCCUGUUCACGGUCAGAUAGCUGUUCGUCGAAGACGACGGGAAAACUUAAAGAGGCGUCAUCGAGUGGUGGUGGAUUUCGAGGUGAAGGAUGGUCAGAUUAUUUCGAGUACUGACUCAAGCUUCGACGUGGCUACUAUUCCGCCACCCUUAUUGGCCGAACGUUCGAGGUCCGACGUUGACGAUGACGAGGAUGACGAUGACGACGACAAUGACGACGAUAACGAUGGUGACGAUGACGACGAGUACUCGGAGGCCAAGGAGAUGCAGGAGAAUCGACGGCAACAACGUUGACGCGACUAGCACUUCAAAUCUUUUAACUCCUUUGUUGCAACGUCUUUUGACAUUUUCAACGAGAAUUGGAUAAUUUGUCCAGGAUGAAUACACGACAAGAGGCAACAAGGAGUAAACGAGAUCGAUGUCGAUCCAAUCGACAUCGACGAGAGUGAAGAUCAAAUGAUAUCGUGAAAAACAAUCUAGUUUAAUCUAUCGCGCAUAAGGAUAAUUAGUACGUUUGUUACACGUUUUAGAAAUUCAAUUUAAUUUGAUACGAUAUCGUCGUUAUCGCGUGGGAGCUUUUUGACCCGUAAACAAACCUUUAACUCCAUCGUACUUAACUUAUUCUAUCGUAUAUUUAUACGUAUACGGAACGAGCCGACGCGAAAAUACGAUUGGAACGAAGCUACACCUACUAACGAUAAUUAGUCUAGAAAAUACGAUAUAUGAUAAGAAACGGUAGCGAUCAAAGGUGAUACGUAUGAGAUACGUUUCGAGAUUAAUUAGGGUCGUUGCUACGCGGUUACCGCGAACGUAUAUACUAUGAAGGUAUGACGGAUCUCCGACGGCAGAGAAAGGAUUCUCGAGAGAAAUGAGAGUUAAAACGCAAUCGUAGAAAAACGGAAAAAUAGACAACGAUGCUAUUCCAAUUUACGAAAACGACAAUCAUUGUUGAAGGUGAGAUAGCAUCGUUAAGAAAGCGAUAGGAAGGGUGAAAUGGAAAAGGAAAGGCGGAGGAAUUGUCUCUUUUAGUUCGAGAAUUGAAUCCUCGAUAAGCGGUCGUAUUAUUUGAUCGUAGUUUAAUUUAUGUCUCGUUUAACGACGAAAGACAAGUUGCUCAACAUAGGUACUUAUACAAAAUGUUUAUCGCGUACUUUCGUUGAUACACACGUACGUGCGUGUAUUGUAUGGAAUUGCGAUUCACGGUGCGAGUGGCUAAAUCGGAACGCGUGAAAUAUCGCGAUAGGUUUAACGAACCGUCGAAACGUUUGUCGUCGAAAGAUCGAAUGAUCUGCAAUCUUUCUUCCCUCAGUUUUGUCUCACGGUGUUACAACUCUCUACGGCUUGGAGUAUGAUCGACGACCGAUUUACCAGUUAUAUUGCUAGACUCCGGGAUCGUGAAUAAAUUUACGCGACUCGAGCAGAUGCGGGACGCGUCUUCCGUUUAAUUUUCUCGAUAACGACGAUCACGGUUCAGCACGUGAUUUUUCAAGGUAUCGAUAAUGGUAAAUGGUAAUGGUAACGGCCAAGGUCAUCCGAUGGUUACGGCAUGUUAGGUCGUUGAAUUUCCCUUGAUGUCAAUUAUAAAGCUGCGCCGAUGAAAGUAUGACGUUGGAUUUAAAAAUAUGGAUGACCUUGAUAUCCGAAGAAUCGCGUGGCCUCGGCGUUGUUUACCGUCGUGGGGUUUUAUGGAAGAUGUUUUUUCUGCAUCCUUGAAGGGAGAACGAUCGACCGCGUCGCGUCACGUCGAAUUGCUUGGAACAUGUCGUACGUGAAGGAUCAAACCGAACUAUUCAACUCGGAGAGACAAAGAAAUUUGAAUUGGUUGAAAGAAAAAAUUCCAUUGGCUUCAAUUUACGUUCUUCCGACUAAUACCAAGCUUUCUAUCGUAUGCUCUAUUCAGACGCUAAUUUUUGCACGAUCAAGAGUAACGGAAAAGUGUAUCGAUAUGAAUUUCUAUGGAAUUUCGUAAGACAACGAUCUGCAAAAUAAUGCAGCAUGAUAUUCUCAAUGGUUUUUGAGUCUGUUGGUAAUAAGAUAACUCGGUUAGGAAGCUCGAUACUGUUCAUACGAGGGACGCAUAGUUGGUUAGGUCGAGGCUAAAUUUGUAAAACGAUCGAUAUUAAUAUAAUGGACUACGAGAAAAAGCCGGGAGUAAAUAACUAUCCCGUUGCAGGUCGGGUUAACGCGGUACUAACGCGUAAUUUUACGUCGAGCGUAAGGGCGUCAAUGUAAAAAUAUCUUAGCACGUCGCGUCCCAUGUUUGUUAUGGAAAUAUCGUAUGGAAGGUUCUAUGCUCGAGAAACAACAUCCAAACCGAAUUUCUUCGUUUCGUUUGCUUUCUUUCAAUGUUGAUGUUUCGGUAGAAUUUAGCUGCGAUUUUGGUUUCUGAUGGAGUUUAGAGACGUUCAAAAGCAAUAAUUUAACCUAUUCGUAAGAGGUUGUUCGUUAGGAAGCGAACGUUAGAUAGGGAUUUAUUGCACUGAAAAUACGGAUCGGAGAGUUUUUCUUCCUUGUUGUGCAUAGACAUACAUAGACGUGUGUCGUUUCAACGACACGAUUCCGUUAACCCUCUGACUGCCACGCGUAACAUUCCAAUCUUUACAUAUCGUCUGAUUCGUCCCUCCGAUUUUCUACGCUUAACGUUUUUGUUUUUCAUUAUCGUAGAUAGUUAUAGAUCGCACAGGUAUAUUCGAGAAUCGUUUAAUUUUUCAUUUCGAAACGGCAAUGUUCGAAGCAAAAGCACUUCAUAUCUUUUCUGUUUCGCGCGCAACGAUUCGAUUGAUCCGAUCGACGAUAGAUGAUCGACAAGACAAGAGGAGACAUCCGUUUAACAGAGUUUGCAGAUAUUGGAGAAAGGGCGUGGCGGUCGGAGCGGAAAAGCUGAGCUUAGAUAGCCUUGUGUCAGACCGGCUUGAACGGUCUGAACCGUUCUGUGAUUUGUCGCGAAUUAAAAAUGCGAAAGAAGGGAGAAUGUAUAUAUAGUCGAUGGUGCGUCUCGAAAUCAAUUCACGCCUUGUUUCUUCCAGACGGGUAGGGGUAGCUCGUUUGACACGAGACAGGAAAUCAACGCGAUCUCUAAAAUAGUCUAUCUUAAGCAUGGACGAUCGUUGAUAAUCACGUUGUCGUUGAAUAAUCGUUAAUCACCACCGUGACCAUUAAUCGCCACUCCAUUAGUCAUUGUUACGGUAUUAUCGCUACACUUAAUUGAUUAAAAGGUUACUAGUUACUACAUCGUAGAACGCAGUGAAGAAAUAUACAAAGAAACUAAGUACGUAACUACGUAUCAAAAGAUAUAAUAAAAGAUACGAGAUUAGAAAGUGAAUGCCGAGUGCUGAUCACGAUGUCGAGGCUUAAGUUGCUUUCUACGAACGCGAUGACGAGUCAACGAGAAUCGUUCAAUCGUGAUAGAUCGAUGGCGAACUGGAAACGCAUUUUUGAACGAUGUUCGCCCGCGUACGUCCUUUCGUCGAGAAUCUACGUUUUCGCUUGCGAUUCCUCGAAGCUAUACAUAAUAUACGAUUCGCGAUAGCAAAUCUUUUCGAACGCAACACCGCGUUUGUCGGCGAAACGAUACUCGAGCGACCGGCAACAUUCCCUUCGCAUUCCUCAAGCGUCUGCACGUAAGGAUAGCGAUUCGGCUGACAACCAGGGAAACGUUGCACGAGAACGAGUCGCGAGGAGUUCGCGAUACCGUAUUGAUUCUCAAUUUGUUCCUUUGCAUGCAAAACUAUCGGCAUAUCUUCGUAAUCGUCGCUCUUGAACGAUCGACGCGGAAUCUGUCGCGGAUCCCACCGCGAUUAUAAUAGGGCCGUACUUCGGCUGCGCUAUAAUACUCACGAACGUUAUCGUCCAGUAGGACAGAGAUCACAGUAAAACAGUAAGUCAAUCUCGAUGGGAGCAUGGAAAUAUUAAGACGAUUAACUUAUGCGUGCAUAAUGAUGGGCACUAGAUUCGCUUGUUGCUUGAUACGAUCAAGCGAUCGUACCAGCCCGAUUAGUUUUGUCUACAGUGUUUCAAGCAUAAUAUCGACUGAUCAUUUUUCGUGCCCAUCGUUAGUUACCUUUACGCGAACGCGUCGACGCUUUGACGGAUAUCCACCGUCCCUGGAAUCGUCGCUUUCUUCUCGAGUUCCUCGAUCAUUCUGGAUCGCGCUUUCUUUUCUUUCUUUCUUUCUUUCUCUCUUUCUUUCUGUCUGUCUGUCUAUCUGUCUUCCUUUUCUUUUAUACAUUCUCGAGGAAAGUUGAAAGGUACGGUCCUGCCGAUCGAUUCCUCCAAGCGAAAUCCCAUCCUAGACAGAAGAAGAGUAUCGUUGUAUCCUCGAUCUAUCCGUACGAGUUCCUGUAUCGGUUUAAUCUUGACUUGUCCUCGUCUUGCAUUUGUGCAUCGUCAAUCCUGUCCUGCCAUCGAUAUUACUACACACGCACGCGUCUCUUCGAGCACUAUUCUCUUUCUGUAUUUCUACGUUUUUCAGUUUGUCUAUGUCAUCGUAUCAUUACCAUUGUCAUUAUCGGCCUCGCCAUACCACCUUCCAUUCUUUCCAUUUUACCAAUGUUGUCACUCGACCAUCUCUUCGUCCAUCGUUCUCAUCGCAGAUAUCAUUUUUCAAUUUCGUUUCCUUGGUUUUCCUUUUUCUUCUACUCCUUCUUUUGAACUCAUUCUCCCUCAUGGUUAUAGUUAUUUGGUACGCGUGCGUGUUACUCGAUUACACAGCGCGUAUGUGCCGCCUCGAGAUCGUUGCGCUCGAAGUUUUCGAAUCCGUGUGCAGACUGACAGUUAAUGGAAACGGGAUUGGAAACGGUGGAUUUUUGGCUGUUUAGAAGCCGAUCCUUAAAAAUUCGUUCGUCGAAGAAAAUAUGAGACGACGAGCUACUCGAUACCGAGUUGCCAUUUACCUGCCAAAUUUAUCGCCAGUUUCCGCAACGAGCUAUUGCUUUCGCGCUUCGAUGAAAAGAAGAAUCCGUUGCCAAUGCGUUCCCAGCACGCGGCCCCGCUGCUCGUAUUUACGCCUUUUUUCCCUUUUACAAGCGAGUCACGAUCAAUGAGAAAAAGAUUUUUGCCAAGCAACCCACGAAAACCUCGAGCCCGACGAGAUGUUCAAAGUUGAUCGGUUUAUAUCAAUAUUAACAAACGACUGAACACUAUUCGUUACGAUAAAUGAUAUACAUGUUAUGUGUAAGUAUAUACGCGUAUAUCAAUAAUACGUGUAUAUGUUUAUAUACAAUAUAUAUAUUAUAUAUAUAAUAUAAUAUAUAUACAUAUA
This is a messenger RNA of Bombus huntii, 13818 nucleotides long. RefSeq lists its product as uncharacterized. The transcript has a single exon. The coding region runs from base 48 to 8852 and encodes 2934 amino acids. The record is from RefSeq and is a predicted model, not a curated record. NCBI's taxonomy places the organism in Eukaryota, Metazoa, Arthropoda, Insecta, Hymenoptera, Apidae.